CGCGGUCCGCUCUUAUUUCCCAUCGGCCCCUGCGUCUCCCUCUCUUCCUCUCCGCUGUCUAAGGAGGUUAGUCACACCGCUGACACCAUGGCAGCACUAAGGCCUCUGGUCAAGCCCAAGAUUGUAAAGAAAAGGACCAAGAAGUUCAUCCGCCAUCAGUCCGACCGCUAUGUCAAAAUCGCGAAAAACUGGCGUAAGCCCAGAGGUAUCGACAACAGGGUCCGCAGGCGGUUCAAGGGCCAGAUCCUGAUGCCCAACAUCGGUUACGGCAGCAGCAAGAAGACCAAGCACAUGCUGCCCUCCGGGUUCAGGAAGUUCCUGGUCCACAACAUCAAGGAGCUGGAGGUCCUCAUGAUGAGCAACAAGACACAUUGCGCAGAAAUCGCCCACAACGUGUCGUCCAAGAACAGGAAGCUGAUCGUGGAGAGAGCAGCACAGCUGGCCAUCAAGAUCACCAACCCCAACGCUCGCCUCCGCAGCGAGGAGAACGAGUGACCUGCCUCUCUCUGCGACCACUCGCUCAAUAAAGCCUCACACAUUUACAAUU
Messenger RNA from Megalops cyprinoides (Indo-Pacific tarpon), 547 nucleotides. RefSeq names its product 60S ribosomal protein L32-like. The coding region runs from base 88 to 495 and encodes 135 amino acids. The transcript is spliced from 4 exons. Gene Ontology annotation, cellular component: cytosolic large ribosomal subunit; ribosome. Gene Ontology annotation, biological process: translation. Lineage: Eukaryota; Metazoa; Chordata; Actinopteri; Elopiformes; Megalopidae. The record is from RefSeq and is a predicted model, not a curated record. Gene Ontology annotation, molecular function: structural constituent of ribosome.